Molecule: messenger RNA, 1485 nt
Organism: Talaromyces marneffei
Lineage: Eukaryota; Fungi; Ascomycota; Eurotiomycetes; Eurotiales; Trichocomaceae
Exons: 2
Coding region: 1-1485 (494 amino acids)
Molecular function (GO): hydrolase activity
Source: RefSeq, a predicted model, not a curated record
AUGUCAACUCUAAACAACUCAAUAGCCUUGCUCAAGGCAUUGCUGGCGCGCAUCCCUUUAAUCCUCAAAACCCUAGUUUACCACGGCCUACAAGCCACUCCAGCAUCAAAAAAGCAAGACCUGCGCACCGAAAUGACCGUGGCCAUCAUCCGCUCAUUUCUGGAUAUGUCAGUCUCCGUCGGCGCACAGCAGCGCAGAUCCCUGACUGACCCUGGAAUCAAAGGGCCCAUGUGGGUGUCCAAAGUGACGUUGCCGGCACCAGAAGAUGCUGUUGCGGAUGCUGUUUUUCAUGCAGUCAAGUCAUUGUCGGAAGGCGAUGAGUAUCAGACGCUUCAGCUGCCGCCUGUGAAACCGGUGGAGGUCGAGUGGACAGGGUAUCGCAGCGGAGUCGACAAGAAUGCGCCGCUGCCGGAUAUCUCUGAGCAGGAGAAAUAUGAAGCGCUGAAGGCCGAGACAAAAUCCGAUUUGGUUAUAUUCUAUAUUCAUGGUGGGGCUUUAUAUCUCAUGGACCCUUGUACCCAUAGAGUACCCGUGGCACAUAUCUGUAAACUCACAGGAGCGAGAGCGUUAAAUGUUCGAUAUCGCUUAGCUCCUCAACAUCCAUUCCCGUCAGCUUUGGUGGACCUUCUUACCGCUUACUUGACACUUAUUCAUCCUCCGGAGGGCUCAUACCAUGAACCUGUUCCUGCAGACAAGAUUGUUCUAGCCGGAGAUUCAGCGGGAGGUAAUCUCAGUCUAGCACUAUUGCAGACUCUCCUCACACUAAAGCGGACUUCAUCAACGGUGCAAUUCCAUGGCCGUGAAGUCCCCAUCGACCUCCCAGCCGGCGUAUCAGUAAUCUCUCCAUGGUGCGAUAUCACACGCUCUAUGCCCUCGGUUCACGAAAACGCGAUAUAUGAUUAUCUGUCGCCACCACCUCGCGAACCCUCAGAAACGAUGUAUCAUCCUACGACAAAUACUCCCGAUAGCAUUUGGCCCAGUAACCCUCCCCGCAGCGAUUUGUAUUGCAAUGCGCGGUUAGUUGCGCAUCCUCUGGUGUCGCCUCUUGCUUGUCCCAAGGAACUUUGGGAGAGCGCCCCUCCGAUAUACGUUACUACCGGUGAGGAGGGUCUUACAGAUGAGGAUUUAAUAACGGCACGCAAAAUUCAUCAUGCUGGUGUGCCGGUUAUGGGGGAGCAAUAUGAAGGGAUGCCCCAUGUCUUUGGUUUUAUAUUGAUUGGUACACCAGUUGGGAAGCUAUUCUUUCAAGGCUGGGCUCAAUUCCUUCGGGAUGUUGUAGCAGGGUCUCUGCAAUCGGCGCGCGGGGACAUUGGGAAAGUCAUAUACCAUCAUGCUGGGUGGCAUUCUACAAAGGUGAUAUCAUUGGAUGACGUCCAUAAGUUCAGUGAUGCGGAUGUGGAGAAGAUACUUCGAGACAGCAGGGAUCAUAGGGCGGAGUGGGAGAAGAAGCUUACUGAGGAAUGGCAAGCUAAGGCAAGGCUAUGA